This is a messenger RNA of Theileria orientalis strain Shintoku, 2403 nucleotides long. RefSeq lists its product as uncharacterized. The transcript is spliced from 2 exons. Gene Ontology annotation, cellular component: GPI-anchor transamidase complex; membrane. The record is from RefSeq and is a predicted model, not a curated record. Gene Ontology annotation, biological process: attachment of GPI anchor to protein. The coding region runs from base 1 to 2403 and encodes 800 amino acids. Lineage: Eukaryota; Apicomplexa; Aconoidasida; Piroplasmida; Theileriidae.
AUGUCACUCACUUCAAAGAAAUUUGUUAUUUUAAAGAGGAUUGUGGAGAAGAUUCUACUCCCAUUCAGUAACCUUAUCUUCCUUGUGGUUCUGCUGGGUCUCCCUUUCCUGUAUCGAUUUAAAUAUAACACCUCAGUCCAGGAGCAUGGGUACCUGAACAGGUACUCAAUGAACGAGGUGGUUCAAUCAGAGUUUGAUUUAAUGUAUAAGACUAAAGAGUACUUAUUAUCGGACUCGAGUUUAAAGCACCUCGAAGAAAAAGAACACAUCAGAGAUAACCACUACAACUACUACACAAAUAAAAACAACUACACAGAUUAUCAGCAAGAUUUUAAAAAGACUGAAACGGAUUCAGCAUACUCAUACUGGUCGGAUGUACGCUUUGAAGAUACACCCGAGAUAUUUGUAAAAAUAGCACAUACACUCAAGGAUAUAAAAAACGUGCAGGUGUCAUACAACAGAUUUAAGUACACAUUUCCAACAAGUGGAAAAAACAGUGAGAUAUAUGGACACAAUUUGCUGUUCAAAGUCAACUGUCUGAGGUGCCUGGCGAGAGGAGCGACGCUGCUGGUGGCGACGAUCAACACCGACAACUACAAGGAGGACGUGACGAGCGUGGUGCUGAGCCUGACGGCAAUCAAGCACCUGUCGAACGCACAGUACCUGUCGCAGAACAUCUUCCUGCUGGUGACGAUGAAGCAGCUGCCCUUCGCAGUGGGAACGAGGCAGUUCCUGCACGACUACUUCAACAGCCACUACUUCAAGCACAGGUCAGGCACGCUGCACAACGCGCUGGUGGUGGACCUGGGAACGAACAAGUGCUCCUCGUUCCUGAUCAGCUACGAGGGAAUAGACGGGCACCUGCCGAACCAGGACAUAGUUAACAUAUUCGUGGAGAUCUCGGAGGUCGAGGGGAUGACGGUGCACACGCGGGGACUGUGGCAGUCGAUCUUCAGAAUGGCAGUGAACGUGGACAGGCUGAGGCACCACGUGCCGCUGCUGGAGAAGAACAUCAACGGCUUCUCGAUCAUGUGCAAGUCCACGAGCAAGUUCGAGCAGACAGUGAACUACAACCUGGAGCUGCUGCUGAAGUCAGUGGUGCUGACGCUGAGGAACCAGAACAACCUGCACACCAUGCUCGAGAGGUCGUUCAACUUCUACUUCUUCGUGAAGCCGACCUCGUUCGUGUCAAUCUCAAUAUACAGCCUCGUGGUGCCGCUCCUCUUCAUCAGGCAGCUGGUGAUGAUGUCCUUCAGCCCGUACCUGGACAACGUGAAGAUGAUCCUGGGCAUCGUGCUGGUCUUCCUGAACAUAGCCUUCGCGUCGACGCCGGCAUACCUGUUCCUGCUGAGGCUGGCGAGGAACAACUCGGGCAACGCAGUGGACCUGGCGCUGCUCAACGAGGUGAGGAAGUCGCUGGGCCUGCUGGUGCUCUCGUACACGCUGGUGUUCGUGGUGAACCACGCCUUCUACCUCAACUUCCAGCACAAGUUCGGAGACCAGUACGUGGGAGAAAGGUCGCUGAUGCGGGAGGAGCUGCUGGCGAAGCUGAGAAAGCUGAGUAAGGCAAAUCAGCCGAAGCCGCUCACUCGGCUCAAGGAGAAGCUGAGGAAGAUGAGGCGGCGCUUCGUGAAAAAGUGGCUGCGAAUGGGCAAGAAGUCGAGGACGCCGAAGAGGCAGAGGAGCGCGGACACGGUCCUGAGCAGGUCGGACUCCGCGGAAACGGAGGCCUCGGCACGCAGGGAGGCUGAGCUCCGCGAGAACAUGGAGAAGCUGAGGGCGCAGAACGACGCGAUGGGCCCCUACUGGUACAUAAGCAAGGUGCCGACGCGCCUGCCGAGGGUGGACGUGUUCCUGCUGCUCUCGAUAUACUUCCUGGGCAUCGCAUUCUCACUCGGGCUCUCGGUGCUCAACUGGGCGCUCUGCUUCCUGCUCACCAUUUUCAUACUCCUGCCCUUCAACGUCAUGAGCGUGCACAGCAACUCGAAGGCGCGCAACAUAGUGUGCCUGGUCUACUUCCUCGCCCUGGGCCUGCUCUUCUACCCCUUCGAGGGCUGGAUGGGAUCGGUGAGGGGCGGCGCCUUCCACCUGCUGAAGAACCUGAGCUACGGCCUCGAGGCGCUAUUCGAGGUAAACUACCUGAAGAGGUACGAGGUGUGCGAGGAGCUGGCAGACAAGUUCGCCUUUCUGAAGGACUACGUGUUCGGAAGCAAGACGCAGUGGAUCAACUCGACGGGAAACAGGUUCCUUCUGAGAAAAAUAUACUCGGCGACCGAGAAUCACCUGCUCUUCGGGUCCUACAACAUAGUGAUCCUGCUAUUCCUGUUUGGAAUCAUAGCGCACAUGAUGUUCUUAAACGUAUUUUCGCUCUUUUUCAAGACGUCGAAGACGAAAACAGAGUGA